Aspergillus welwitschiae is the source of this 2929-nucleotide messenger RNA. RefSeq names its product putative Rho GTPase activator (Bem2). The transcript has 5 exons. The coding region runs from base 208 to 2217 and encodes 669 amino acids. Gene Ontology annotation, cellular component: cytoplasm. The record is from RefSeq and is a predicted model, not a curated record. Lineage: Eukaryota; Fungi; Ascomycota; Eurotiomycetes; Eurotiales; Aspergillaceae. Gene Ontology annotation, biological process: signal transduction; regulation of GTPase activity.
UCGCAUUUCUUUUGCCAAGGGAGCGCUAGGAUAUUUAUGCUCCCCGAGACCAAUUCUGCGUGGCUCUCUAUUUGAAAAGGAGCCCUUUUUCAUCGUCCACUUGGUGUCGCAGCCGAUCCUUGACGUACUAUCAUUUUUCCUCAGCCCAGACCGUGUUCCCGGUUCAGCUAUUCAGGGUCACCUGCUGACCCGCGAUUGACACUUACGAUGCCAUCGAGACAGUCCACUGUUCCGAAUUUAGAUCUAAGCACUUCCACUCUGCAGGCGGAUGCGAAGAUCUCGUCUCCACUGACGCCCGGUGCCCAAAGCUCCGAGGGGCCAAGUCCCCUGACACCCCGUUCCCCCAAGUCAUCAUCGAGCUCGCCCUUUUUCAAAGGGGCCACUAUCAGACCCGUCACACAAGAUUCGAACAGCAAGUCGAGCAGCCCUACAUUCCCAGCGGCCUCUCCGGGUAUUGCUCCUGCGGAACCAGCUACUCCGGGUAUCACGGCUAUACCCCAGUAUCCUCCUUCCCCGAAAGACACCCCUAAGCACACGCGUGAUCAGUCACGCUCUUUCUUUGCGAACCUCAAAGCACCAAAGUCAUCACAUAGGGCCCAACGGUCGGAUAGCUCAGGGAAUUCGGGCGAAAAGCCCAAGAGCCGCGGCAGUUCCAGGGACCGCAAAACCCAGAUCUCAACGAAAUUUUACGAAUCGACUCCUGAUCUGCCAGGUGCUAUUGAGCGAGCAACUCAAGAAGAGAGUCGUGGUGACCGCGCUGAGGAGAAGUGUCCCCAACCAACAGAGGUGAAGAAAGUGGGCACGGAAUCGGAGGCCUUCAACCUAGCCAAGAAGAAUAAGCCGCGCUUCGCAAAUCUCCUCUCUCGCUCCCGCUCGAUUAGGCUGGACGACUCCUCUAUGAACAGGAUAGCGAAUCGGCGCCCAUCUACCAGCCUGAUGAGGCUCGAAGAAAACACCCGCAGGGAGGUGCAAGAGCCCCCGAAGUCUGCCUCACGUCAUGAGCGCGGAAUCAAAACAGCGGGGAAUCCUACGGCUCGCAGUUAUACCGCCGACCGUCCCACGGAAUAUCACAACGGUCACAUGCGUAAAGAUAAAUACUAUGCGGGAUCGAUGGUUCCCUCCGCCUCACUAAGUCAGGUGUCAGGCGCAUCUGCUGCGCUAUUCAAUAACCUCAAACAAUCAUCAAGUGGUGCCGCUGAUCGUAUCGGCAAGGCUGGGAAGGGUUUUUUCGGCAAGAUUACCAGAAGCGGGAGCACGAAUGAGCGGGAGCUCGUGAAUGACGACAAUUAUGUUUGCUCAGUCAUCAAUCUGCCACUGAUACAGCAGGCAAGACGGACUCGUAUCGCAAAGCGACUUGAAGAUUGUCGAGACAAAACCGAGUUCUGGAUGCCUGCUCUACCUUACCGCUGCGUCGACUACCUCAAUUUCAAGGGGUGUGAGGAAGAGGGACUCUACCGAGUCCCGGGAAGUGGGAAAGAGGUGAAGCAUUGGCAAAGACGUUUCGAUACAGAACUUGACAUCAACCUUUUCGAUGUGCCAGACCUUUACGAUAUCAACACUAUUGGCUCGAUGUUCAAGGCUUGGCUUCGUGAAUUGCCAGAUGAGCUCUUCCCCAAGGAGACACAAGCCUUAAUUGCUGAGAAAUGCGAGGGUGCGACGACUGCGCCACAAAUGCUGAAAGAUGAACUUUCCAAAUUGCCGCCUUAUAACUAUUACCUUCUUUUUGCCAUCACUUGCCACCUCAACCUCCUGCACUCCUAUGUCGACCAGAACAAAAUGGACUACCGCAACCUUUGCAUUUGCUUCCAGCCUUGCAUGAAAAUUGAUGCAUUCUGCUUCCACUUCCUGGUCUGCGACUGGAAGAACUGCUGGCAAGGCUGCUGGACAGAGAAAGAAUACCUUCAGAUUGAGAAGGAAUUGGAUGAAAAGGAAAAGGCGGCCCAGGAGAAGGAUGAGGCAGUCCACGAUUGUCAGCAAGUUCAACAACCUCAACAAAGCCAGCAAAGCCAGCAACCCCAGCAUCCUUAUCAAGCUCCACAGAGCGACGAAAGAGCUGUUUCUUCCGGUAGUAGCCAACUAGGACAGGAAGAAGAGCCACCGCGUCCCGAAGUACCGAAGAACCGCAAACAAAAACCAAAGAACAUUGAGACCUCACAUACGAGAAGCAUAUCACAGCUUCCCGAACUCGGCCCCCCACUGUCCCCGAUACAGAUCUAAACAACAUCCUCUAUAGAGUUUUCACCAGCGAUAUUCCAUUACGCUGGUAUCCACCAACAUCCCAUUUCCUUGCCCGACUAGGCUGGCCUACAUGCUCGAAAUCCUACUUCACCAUGCGUAAGGCCUGGGACUGGAUCCGCAGGUUGUGCAUGAUGACGAAUUAUAUCUUUCGAUUGUGACCCGGCUCAUACACCAUUUCCCCAUAUCUUGCUCUAGACGUUGGCGCAUACAUGAAUCUUCAGCUUUCCAUCUUUAUGCCUUAACCAAUUUGGUUUCGCGACGAUUUUCCAGCUAUAUCGGGCCACCAUCAGACUGCAUGCCUGGCGCCUUGGAGUCGGUUCAGUUCAGGCCUACAUGAUGCUUUGACUUUUUGUUGUACAAAUCUUUCUCUUCGUCUUCUCUUUCUGUCUUUGCUCAAUCCCAUUUUCACUUCAUGGCACCGUUGGCGACAUAAUUCCUUUCUAGCCUUUUCUUGUUCUUUUUUUCUUGGAAUCAUCAAACGCAUGUAUUUCCUUAUCUCCAUUUUUACCGGCUUAUUCAUCUAUUGAUUCCCCACUUGAGCUGUGUUACGGUGCGUUUCCCUCGAAUUUGGCGACUCAUGACACAUUUUUGGUCCUUGCUUUGUACUAUUUCUCAAUUCUUCGGCGUAUAUUGGUACAUAGCUGUAAGAUAGACCAAUAACAGGCGAUGCAUCAAUAAAGAAACAAACUUG